Xenopus laevis (African clawed frog) is the source of this 1599-nucleotide messenger RNA. RefSeq names its product tripartite motif-containing protein 14-like. The transcript is spliced from 3 exons. NCBI's taxonomy places the organism in Eukaryota, Metazoa, Chordata, Amphibia, Anura, Pipidae. Bases 337 to 1155 code for a protein of 272 amino acids. The record is from RefSeq and is a predicted model, not a curated record.
UGACCACUUCCUGUGAGAGCAUGAACAGACACUCCCACUCUUCAUUUCAGCCUAGCUUCUGACCUGAGAGGUUCUCAAUGCAGCUCUGAUGUAAUGACACUUUUAGCAGUCAGGAAGUUUCUCCAACAAGAAAUUCAAUGAGAAGUGAGAGCUCAGCACAAAACAGAAAACUCAACACAAGUAGCAGAGACAGAAGCAACGGAUGAGAGGGAAUGUCAAUAAGGACAGUCUGUGAGACACACAGCAAAUGUGGUGUUGAAUGAGGAGCCUGAGAAGAAGGAAGAGAGAAAUGUUGUGGAGAAACUGUGGAAAUGAAACAGAGAGACAGUGACAGAAAUGGAGACAGAGACUCAGAUGCAGAUGGAGUUCAGAGGAGAAGAGAAGAAAGAUGAUGAUAUUAUCCAUGUGAUAGCGACAGAGAUGGAAGAGUUGGUCAGGCAGAUCCCUGACAUGGAGGAGAUGUGUAACAUGUGUGAUACAUUGUGUUCCUUACUGGCACAGGAAUCACAUGGAGCUGCACUGUGUGGGGCUGAGGGGGCACAUAAUGAGGGGGGCACAGAUGGGAUAAUGGCCCCUGGAUUGGCUCAUAUUGUGCUGGGUAUAAAGAGACAGAUCUGUGGGCAGGAGGCUACAGACCUGUUACUGGAUAUAAACACGGCUCAUAAUCAUUUAUCUGUAUCAGGGGACAGGAAAUCUGCUUCCUACUCACUAACAGAACUACAUUACCCACAAUCCCCAGAGAGAUUUCAGGAUAGGCCUCAGACUUUAAGCAGCAGGAGUUUCCCCUCAGGGCGACAUUACUGGGAAGUGGAGGGCAGUGAAUCAGGGGAGUGGAGGGUAGGGGUGGCCUAUCCCAGUAUAGAGAGGGGAGGACGACAGUCUGCAAUUGGGAAUAAUAACAAGUCCUGGUGUUUGUACAUGGAAGAUAAUAACAGAUAUUCAGUGGUACAUGACAGUAGAUGGACAGAGUUACCCCACGUCUCUUCCUGCAGGAGAAUCAGGAUCUCAUUGGACUAUGAGGCCGGACGUCUGUCCUUUUAUGAGCUGAAUGAGCCAAUCAGACACUUACACACCUUCACUGCCACAUUCACUGAGCCCCUUCAUGCUGCUUGUUUGGUAGGGUGGGCAGGUACCUGGUUGAAAAUCAUUAUUUAGCAAAAUGACCAAUAAAGAGAGGUAGAAGCUGGUCACAUGACUGUAGGAGAGGGAGUAACUAUAUCUGCCAUUCCCACAUCUGCUCUACUGUCCCUGAUCCCACUGCACCAAAAACAAGUGUCAAUUAACAUUAUACUGAUUCUUUUCUCUUUUUUUAUUACAUUUUUCAUCGUCAUCUGGUUUGGCGAUUCAUUUAAACCUUUUAGUGUCACUUGAUUCAUGUUAGAUAAUCUUGAAAAUGUUGUGCUCUUUUAAUUUGUGGGCAUUUCAUUGGUGUCCAUAAGUCGUCCAAAAAAGUUCUGUACAGUCUAGCUCUAAAAUGUGCCUGGAUCUGUGUGAUUCUACUUGUGUAACAAAAUAAUUGCCAAUUCCCUCCCAUCAUCUCUAAGUAGCAUUUGUAAUAGGGGGAAUAAACCAAAUGCCUCAUUAAAUAUAUAAAUAUUC